AUGCUGACUAUUUCAAGCAUUGUGUUUGUUCAUGGAUUUAAUGGUCAUCCAGAACGGACAUGGACUCACAGGCGAGGGGAUGCGAAGGUUCUGGACGAAGAUGACGAGUCCGAAUCGGUUGAACCUCCAUCUAAAGUUCGAAAACUCAAUCCGUUCUCAGGGAUUCGUCAGAAGAACAGCAUCAGUCACGCGGCGGUUUAUUGGCCUCGACAACUGGUCCAAAAAACACUCCCGGACGCCCGGGUGCUGACGUUUGGUUACGACUCAAAUGUCAGACACGUACUUGGUCGUCCUGUGGCCAAAAACACAGUUUACGACAUUGCAUGGGAUUUUCUGGUAGCUCUAGAGGCUGAACGUCGACUGGAGCCAUCGAGGCCAGUACUGUUUAUCGCACACAGUCUUGGAGGGAUUGUCGUCAAAGAGAUGCUACGAAGAUCCAGUUCUUGCCACCUCUCUCAACCUCAGCUUCACGCAGUCUUCGAGUCUACAGUUGGUAUCAUGUUUUUUGGUACUCCACACGGCGGUUCUGACCCCCGUGGUUUCCUUCAGCAUAUUGCCGAGAAAGCUAUUAGAGCUGCUGGAUUUUCGGUCAAUAAGCAAAUUGUCGACACACUCUUGCCGUCAGCAGAGCGUUUAAAGGAGCUGAGAGACGAAUUUAGCCCAAUCGCUCAUCAACAAGGAUGGAUUAUACAUUCUUUCCAGGAGGAAAUAGGUGUUAAUCUCCUCAGUGGUAACAAGGUUGUCGAGGAUGAAUCGUCGUACCUAAACUUUCCAACCAUCGAGACUACCCAACACAUUGGUCGCGAUCAUAUGGGCAUGUGUCGCUUCACUGGCCUCGAGGAUGUCGAGUACAAGAAAGUAGCUGCGGCUCUUUGCAGAAUGACGAGUGCGAUCUCCAGAGGAUCCAGAAGUGGGGAGUUUCCGUCUCUUGAUGCAGAACAAAGACGAGUAUUACUGGACUCCCUAAGAUUUGACCAAAUCGAUGGCCGACAAAUGACCAUUAAGAGCGGCCACGCCAAGACAUGCAAAUGGCUAUUGAAAAUGCAAGAAUACCUCGACUGGCUCGAUGUUAACAAGCUCGUGGAACACCACGGAUUCUUAUGGAUCAAAGGGAAACCGGGAACUGGCAAAUCGACACUAAUGAAAUUUGCCCAUGCCCAUGCACGGAAAACUAUGAAGGAUAAGAUAAUUAUCUCAUUCUUCUUCAACGCCCGAGGAGAAGACUUGGAAAAGUCCACAGCUGGAAUGUAUCGAUCCUUGUUAUUGCAGCUCCUCGAAAGAAUCCCCGAACUACAGUGCGUUUUUGACUCACUGGGAUCGACGGCAAUGAGCAGUAGCGGAUCUCAUCAGUGGAGUGUAGAGACGCUAAAAGAAUUGUUCGAGCAGGCGAUUCAGCUGCUCGGAAAGCGGUCUCUAAUAUGCUUCAUAGAUGCCUUGGAUGAAUGCGAGGAACGCCAGAUCAGGGACAUGGUAGCAUUCUUUGAACAACUCGGCGAAUUGGCCAUCUCUGCCGGCAUUCGAUUUCAGGUGUGCUUCUCAAGCAGACACUACCCGCAUAUCACGAUUAGUAAAGGGCUAAAUCUAGUACUGGAAGGUCAAGAGGGCCAUGAUCAGGACAUCACCAACUAUUUGGAUAGCGAGCUGAAAAUCGGGCACGGAAAACUUGCCAAAGAGAUCAGAGGCGAGCUCCAAAGCAAAGCCUCUGGUGUUUUUAUGUGGGUUGUACUUGUCGUGGAGAUAUUAAACAAGGAGAACGAUGGCGGCCGCGUACACGUCCUUCGCCAAAAGCUUCGAGAUAUCCCAAACGACCUACACGAGUUAUUCCGCCAAAUUUUAAUGCGCGACUGCUACAACAGAGAUGAAUUACUGUUGUGUAUACAGUGGAUCCUAUUUGCAAAACAGCCCUUGAAGCCGGAGGAAUUGUACUUUGCUAUUCUCUCCGGCGUUGCACCCGAGGUCCUAGGAAGCGGAAAUAUCGACGAGAUCACAAUGGACGUAAUGAAGAAAUUUAUUCUCAAUUCUUCGAAAGGCCUCGCCGAAAUUACAAAGUCGAAGACUCCGACAGUUCAAUUCAUACAUGAGUCGGUGAGGGACUUCCUUGUCAAGGAGAAUGGACUCGGGGAACUUUUUCCCGAUCUUGGAGGUAAUUUUCAAGGGCAAAGCCAUGACCGAUUGAAGCAGUGCUGCCUUUUCUAUAUGGGCAUCGACCACUCUGCGCAUCUAGACAUGGGAAAACUACUCCCAGAAGCAUCAGAGGAGGAGGCUGCGGAUCUCCGACAGUUAGCUAUCAAAAGGUUUCCCUUCCUCGAAUACACCAUACGCAUGGUGCUCUGCCACGCAGAUUCAGCAGAAAGUCGUGGAGUCGAUCAAGGCGAUUUGAUUCGGAGUUUUCCUCUCGACAAUUGGAUCAAGCUAAACAACCUAUUUGAAAAGGCCAAG
Messenger RNA from Hyaloscypha bicolor E, 2439 nucleotides. RefSeq lists its product as uncharacterized. The annotation marks the transcript as partial. The transcript is spliced from 2 exons. The record is from RefSeq and is a predicted model, not a curated record. NCBI's taxonomy places the organism in Eukaryota, Fungi, Ascomycota, Leotiomycetes, Helotiales, Hyaloscyphaceae.